Messenger RNA from Rotaria sordida, 801 nucleotides. The record is from the annotation of a GenBank genome assembly. Lineage: Eukaryota; Metazoa; Rotifera; Eurotatoria; Philodinida; Philodinidae.
AUGCGAUUUAUAGCAUUUAUACUUGCUUGUGUAUGUGCAAAUAGAUAUGGACCAAUAGGUUUAGGUUAUUCGAUAUUGGCUGCAUUUUCAUUUGUUCCUGCUGUAAUUUUAUUAGUUGUUGAAUAUCUUCAUCAUCAUCGCUUAUGGUUUCAUUAUCGACCAGACACUUCAUCGGAAGAAAAACCCCAAUACAUCAAUGAACACAAGCGUUUCUUACCAAUUGCAAUGACAAAUGAUCAACAAACAAGUCAUUGGCAAAAUUCUCGAUGUGACAAAGGAAAAGAUUGUUUGUCACGAAAUUUAUAUCAUGUAAUUAUAUAUCAUUCAGGAAACACACGCUAUCCACCUGAACAAACAAAGGAUAAUCAAAUUGUUGUUGGAUUUCAUCAAACAAGUCAUGCUGCUGCUUAUUCUAUUGCAAAGACACAGUUGAAACCUUCGAGCAAUGGAUGGAUCGGACCAGGUAUAUAUUUUGCAACAUCACUUAAUCAUACAGAAUUUAAAGCCAAUCAAUUUGGAGCAUAUAUUUGUGCGAAAGUCGAUUUAGGUAAAACAAAACGAAUUACUCAUCCUAAGGAUUGGUCUUCAGGAGAUCAAUGUGACACAGUUUACUACGAACAUCCUCAUGGUGCUGAUGAAUUUUGUGUACAAAAUGAACGACAAAUUCGUUCUUGGAUUAUAGUCAUUGAUCAAGAUCCAAAUGUGCGUUUCUUACAAGAAAAAAAUAAUAAACCCCUACCAUCCGGAAAAUACGUUGAAGAUCGAUUAGAAGAUAUUGUUUAUCAAGGAUGUUGGCUUUAA